Molecule: messenger RNA, 2019 nt
Organism: Globicephala melas (long-finned pilot whale)
Lineage: Eukaryota; Metazoa; Chordata; Mammalia; Artiodactyla; Delphinidae
Product: protein eva-1 homolog C-like
Molecular function (GO): carbohydrate binding
Source: RefSeq, a predicted model, not a curated record
UGCGGGCAAGUGAGGAAACACGGCACCAAAUGGCUAUUCUAGGACAAUUUCUGAGAUGCACAGGCUUGCAUUUUCGAUCAGUGCUGAGUUGUCUCUAUUUGGCAGUUGUGCUGGAAGCAGUCCCAGAAUUUUCAGUUCCCUCAGGCUACCUAAAGAAAGUCCUGAAGAACCAUACAGCUCAUGCCUGUGAAGGAGAGAAACUGGGAAUCACUUGCCCACAAAAGACAUCUAUCAGCAUCCUUUCUGCCUUUUAUGGUCGUAAAGUUCCUGGUGAGAACUUUUGUCCAACUCUAACUGGUAAGACCAGUGAAAAUGCCACCUGUGUGUCAGUCACAGCUAGACAGAAACUCCUGGAUGAGUGCAAGGACCAACGCUGGUGUCAGAUAUCUGUGAAUAGUCAAAUGUUUGGACAAGAUCCAUGUCCUGGCACAUACAAGUAUCUUGUAGUAUCUUAUAAAUGUAGACCAGUGAACUACCGAAUAAAGACAGUAUGUGAGAAUGGGACGCUGAGGCUUCGGUGCAGAAAUAAAUCUGUCUUGACAAUUUUCUCUGCAAAUUAUGGCAAAUUCAUGGAAGGAAAACAAGAAUGUGAUGUAAUGAAUAAAAAUGGACCUGUCAUAGAGUGCUUAGCUCCUGAUGCUCUACAAAGAGUCUUGAGACAGUGCCAAAAGAGAGAAAACUGUACACUGUUUGCAGAUACAGCUACUUUUGGUGAACCUUGUUUCCCAGGAGUGAAGAAACAGCUGCAAGUUUCCUACAUAUGUGUGCCUAUAAAGUUGCUGCAACAAAUGGACCAUAGCUCACUGGACCCAUUUACACUGUCUGAUUAUAUAUAUGGCAUCCCUGAGAAAAUGGGCCUGUAUUUCCUGUGCGGUGUCUCCGGAGGUCUUAUCUUUCUAUUAUGCAUCUUUACUCCCAAAGUGACCUUUAUCCAGGACUUGAAAGAAGUUUUCUGGUGUAUAAGUUCCAAGUUGGGCAAGAGAAAGCUACAGGACCAAGAGGAAGAAGAAGAUAACCACAACGAUGACAGUUCUUCUGGCUCCUCUUUCCAUCAUUUUACUCACACCUAUCCAGCCUCAAAUAGCCUGUUUUGCCCUGAACUGACUGCAGUUUUAGAGCGUGCAGCUAAGGAAAGAAACCAAGAAAGAGAUGAAAUCUGGAUAGCCAAGGAACCUAGUCCCUAUGCCAUUUACAAAGUAAAAUCCGCCACAAAAUAAAAUGACCCAGAAUGUGCUAUUUACCUGAGUACCAAGUGUAAAGACAGAUGAUCGUAUGUUUUAAAUACAGAAAUGCCACAAAAUACUGGCUAAUAGGGAUGGAAAAGUAUUAUUGUUAAUACAUCAAUUUUCAAAGGUCUGAUUGAGACCAUGAGCUUUCAGGUUACAGCAAGGCCCCAUAAGCUAUAUGAGCAUACUAAAUUUUUUAGAAAGGUCUACAAAAAGGAAAAUAGAAAUGAGGUCGUUAGUGUGAAAGUUUGUUAAUAAGCAGGGGAGUAAGCCCUGGAAUUUUUGGUAGAUAGGGAAAGAAAUGACAACAUAUAAGCCUAGGAUACUACCUAUAUCAGUGAGUUCACCUGAUGAAAAGAUACUUUUAAGCAUAUAUUUAGGAUUUUAUAAAGGCUCAGAGAUGAGGUGGAACAAGUGCUUGACAAGUAGUAACAGGACACAUGAACCUCAGGAGGCCACUCAGUUUCUCCAUUUUAUAAUCUAUAAAAUACACUUACAAUUAUGAUUGUUUAGAAAAUCAAAUGGAUUAUUGUACGUAAAGGUGUUAUAUAAAAUGUAAUUUAGGGUGGCAGGUGUUACUAUGUUCCAAUUGUUGGCACUUCAGAAUCUAUCUAUAUUCAAAGGCAAACCAGCAAAAAUACUAACCUUAUGUGGUACAGUGGAUUAUUCAUUUGUGGAUUGUCAGGUGUUAAAUACUGCCCAUUAAAUUGUCCUUUUUAAACAAUUCAUUCAACAUCUCCAAAUGCUGGGUAUUGGUGAUAUAAAAAUGAAUAAGACAGCCCCUGCUCUCAAG